AGAUCCAAUGCAUUCCACCUUGGUCAAUUACUUCUGAAUCAAACUGUGAUCAAAGCUUAGCGAUUCCGCGCCACCAGCCUUCUAGAAUCUUAGCGUGGAAACGAUCUAUCCAAAUAUUUCUCAGCAGAUCGACUUCUCGCCGGCUCCACUGCCUGCAUGGGCUCCCUCUCGAUGUCUGCAUGGCUGCGCGCUCCCCGCAGUCAACGUACAUUGCGGGGAGCAUGGGCAGCGUGCGAGCGGCCCAAGAGCGCGGCUGAGCGAGCCCCGAUGAGGAAGACUGGUCGGCGCGCGCUUGUGUGCGUGAGCGAUCUUGAGAUCAUUGACAGAAAUCUUUUUAUAUUUUCGGAAUGAUCAACAGGAAAUCAAAGCGAAUAUUCAGAUGGAGAUGCGCUCCUAGUCGCGGACAGGUGUAGAUUUCGGGCUGAGAAGAUAGUUGAACCGGUUUCAGUGGUCGAAACAGUCCGCGUCGCGAAUUCCUCGCUAAUUUGCUGCCGCCGCUCGAGCCGUGGGUCUAGUCGCGCUUUACUGUGGAAGAUACUUCGCCUUUUGUGUGCCUAAUUGUUCCCAGUGCGGGCCGCCGAUACUGGCCCUGUCGCAUUUUUCCAGAUACGUUCUCGCUGCUCCACAAGUUGCCGCAGGGCCGCCGCACCGCCGUUGUUUACGUGCACACAUUUCACGCGACGGAUUAGUUUGAGUGAUCGACACCCGUGCGGCCGUCAGAGCUUUGCAGCCUCCGCAGCUUUUCAUAAACAAAUAGUGCGAGCGCCCCUGGGAAACCGUCCGAAGACGUCGAGGGUUAUUUUCGAUUGCCGUGGAUUCCCUAAGGAUUUCGCAAGAUUUUCAUUGCCCGGGAGCGCUGAGCUGCUGACUGGACUUGGGUCUGGUUAGGAGGAAAUCGUCUUGGCGAUUAAGGAAACGGCGUGAACGGCGGCCGACAGCGUGCGCCGAGUUGGCCCCACGACAGCGCGACCCGCGUCCUCCUCGCGCGCCCGCUCGAGUCAACAAGUGACAGUGCCGCGAACCGAACCGUACUCCGCGUGUUUUUGUUGGCGCCCGCGGCUGGGCCCAUGGUGGAGUGUCAAAAGUGUGUCUGAUUGCGUGACGCGCCCGCUGGCUGCACUCUGUCAAGCAAGUGAUAACGAGACCAUCGACGCCAGCCCCGACCGCGGCUGCGAGACAGGCCGAGUAGCCACCCGCCUGUCCCCCCGGCCGACGCCAAGUGCCCUUGGGGCCGUCCUAGUCAGCUGUCAACUGUUGCGCUAACUGUUGCUGUGUGACCGCAAAGUGUUCCAUGCAAAUCGUGCAAGUUGCGUUUCCGACCCCCGCAAUUUGGGCCUAGUUCACUCGCAUUCGCUUCUGUGAUUUUCACUUUCGUUGUGCUUUGCCGUUGCAAAAGUGCCGAAAGUACGGUCGCCGGUUUGCUCAGACAACAGAACCGUUGUUCUGCGCGCGCACAGUGAAUCUUACCUGCCGCGUUGCCCAGGUGUUUCUUGGCCGAAGUGCGUUCUCGCGCGUUGUGCAAGUGUUUGUUUCAGGUGAAGUGACUGUGCGGGAAAGUGUCUCGAAGCUGCCGAAAACACCGGCACCCUCUCCGCUCUCAACCUCUUCUGGCUGCUGUGAAUCGGAUCAACAUGGGUGCCAUAAAUCGCUGUUCAGCUUUCGCUUGUCCGCCAGUACUCUUCAAAAAUUUCGUGCAUGCGUAUCUGUUUUGAUAGGCUGUGCUUUGCAACACGCAGGCCAGCCGGUGACGAAGAUCAACUACCCCAAUUGCAAGACAUAACACCUAUCAACAAUCAUCAGGACAUAUCAACGAUACCGUACUAUAAAAACUCGAUAAAUGCACUCGAUCCUCCGCGUCAACGUGAGUAUUAUCGUUGCACGUCUGCCAUUGAAUCGAUUUCCGUGGGUUCUAUAAAUAAUAACGUCUCGACGGCCAUAACAACGCCGCCCGUGACGAAUUUCACCAACAUUGUAGCCAACGUUGGCAAAUCGGAAGGCGCAAAUAAUAUUCACGAGAAUAAAAGUGAUAAAAGUGUGAUCGUGAACGGGUCCAACGUCGUUGCGGAUGCCGAGAGUGUCAACAGUACUGCAACCACCAACGUAGCCGUCUCGGAAGUAAGCGAACUAACAAACUCGAAUACAGACACAGAUUCGCCGUCGAAAAUGCAGCAAGAACCGAAUUUAAAUAUUCAAAUGCAACCGGAUUUGCAUAUUAUUAAUGAUAAUGUGCCGCCGGGAGUGUUGCCACCAAAUUUAUUGCUGAAUCCGCAGUCACCCUUAAUUUCAAGUGAUCCGCAGACGAUCAAUUUCCUGCAGCAACAGCAACUAUAUCAACAAGAGCUGGGAGCUCACCUGCUUCGUGCUCAGCAAAUGUACCCACCGCUACAGCAACAAACACGUCUUCAACAGCUUCCGCCUCAGCAGCAGCAAAUGCAACAGCAGUUACAAUCAUUGCCGUUUAAUCAGCAACCCCAAGUACAACAAGAACCUCAAUCGCCUGCCCAGCAAUCUACAUUACAACCGAACCUUCAAACACAACCGCAAAGCCCGCAGGAGUUGCAACCUCAGUUAGUUCUUCAAAGACAAUCGCAGUCCGACGGCCAACAACAGCUCCCUCAACAAGUACCCCAAGAAGAUGGGCAAGUAAAAUCUACGGCACCUCCUCCCGGCUUUGAUCAACAACCUCACCAACAACAGGAACAGCAACUCUCACAACAGCAACAACUGCAACAACAGCAGCUGCAGCAACAACAGUUACAGCAACAGCGACAGUUUCAACAACAACAUUUGCAACAGUUACAGCAGCAACAAUUUCAACAGCAACAACUCCAACAGCAUCAACUUCAACAACAACAACUCCUCACCAACGACUUCUCCAAAAACUUUCGGUCACUAAGCAAUCAAAUGCAAAAUCUGAGUCUCAGUGAUCAGCCCAACAUGAAUGCGAUGGUUGUAAAUAAUAGUUAUAUGCCCCUAACGCCCAAAGAUCAACACUAUCUGCAGGUGAUCAACAUCCGCGAUCUGCAAAUUCAAGAGUUGCAAAAAACGUUACGUGCCAAGGAAAAUGAGAUUGCCGAGUUGAAAUCGCAUCUCGAUAAGUUUCAAAGUGUAUUUCCAUUUAGCCGAAGUCCUGGUCCUGCAGCGACUCCCAGUGCCGUACCGGGUAUGCCAGGUGCUCGUAAAUCAGGUCAUGUGUUUCCGCGGCAAAGGGCCCAAGGUAUAUCAGCCGAGCCACAAAGUGAAAGUUCUGUGUUAGAAUUGUUGCAUGUUACGUUCCCGAAAUAUGAUAAGGAAGAAAGAUCACGUGACCUUAUCAAAUCCGCCAUCCUUGACAAUGACUUCAUGAAAAAUUUGGACAUGACACAAAUUCGAGAGAUAGUGGACUGCAUGUACCCGGUCAAAUAUGCCGCGAAAAGUCUCAUCAUCAAAGAAGGCGAUGUUGGAAGCAUCGUGUACGUCAUGGAAGAGGGACGAGUGGAAGUAUCGCGCGAAGGGAAAUAUUUAUCAACGUUAUCGGGUGCCAAGGUGCUUGGUGAACUUGCAAUUUUAUAUAAUUGCCAGCGGACGGCAACAAUUACGGCCAUUACAGACUGCAAGCUAUGGGCAAUAGAACGACAAUGCUUCCAGACGAUUAUGAUGCGAACUGGUCUUAUAAGACAAACGGAAUACACGGACUUCUUGAAGAGUGUACCUAUCUUCAAGAACCUUCCAGAAGAUACGCUCAUCAAAAUAUCCGAUAUCUUGGAAGAGACCCACUAUCAGCAAGGCGAUUACAUAGUACGGCAAGGAGCUCGUGGCGACACCUUCUUCAUAAUAUCAAAGGGCCAGGUUCGAGUCACAAUAAGACAAAAUGACGCGCAAGAAGAAAAAUUCAUCAGAUUAUUAGGAAAAGGUGACUUUUUCGGAGAAAAGGCUCUUCAAGGAGAUGACUUGCGUACGGCUAACAUUAUUUGCGACUCUCCUGAAGGGGUUACUUGUCUAGUUAUUGAUAGGGAGACAUUCAACCAGUUAAUAUCUAAUUUGGACGAAAUUCGUCACAGAUAUGAUGAUGAGGGCACAUUGGAACGUAAAAAGAUCAACGAAGAGUUCCGCGAUGUUCGUCUAUCCGAUUUGCGUGUUAUUGCCACCUUGGGAGUCGGAGGAUUUGGUAGAGUUGAACUUGUUCAGAUUCACGGUGACACAAGCCGAUCGUUCGCGCUCAAGCAAAUGAAGAAAUCGCAAAUUGUCGAGACAAGACAGCAGCAGCACAUCAUGUCAGAGAAGGAAAUUAUGGGUGAAGCCAAUUGCCAGUUCGUUGUUAAAUUAUUCAAAACCUUCAAGGACAGAAAAUAUCUCUAUAUGCUGAUGGAAAGCUGCUUGGGCGGUGAACUGUGGACCAUCCUUCGGGAUAAAGGACAUUUCGACGACGCCACAACAAGAUUCUACACGGCAUGUGUGGUGGAGGCAUUCGAUUAUUUGCACGCACGCAAUAUCAUUUACAGGGACUUAAAACCGGAGAAUUUACUUUUGGAUGUACAGGGAUAUGUGAAGCUGGUGGAUUUCGGGUUUGCCAAGAAACUGCAAUCCGGACGUAAGACGUGGACUUUCUGCGGAACACCUGAGUAUGUUGCUCCAGAAGUUAUUCUCAAUCGAGGCCAUGACAUUAGUGCAGAUUAUUGGUCGUUGGGCGUGUUAAUGUUUGAACUGUUAACAGGAACCCCACCAUUCACUGGCUCGGAUCCAAUGCGAACGUACAACAUAAUCCUCAAGGGAAUAGAUGCAAUCGAAUUUCCACGUAACAUUACGCGGAACGCUAGUGCUCUGAUAAAGAAACUCUGUCGUGACAAUCCGGCUGAGCGUUUGGGCUACCAACGCGGUGGAAUUAGCGAAAUACAGAAGCAUAAAUGGUUUGACGGGUUCUAUUGGGAAGGUGUGAGAAACCGGACUCUACCGCCACCCAUAGUACCAACCGUGAAAAGCGUCACAGAUACAACGAACUUCGAUGACUACCCAGCAGAUCCAGAUGGUCCCCCACCAGACGACACAUCCGGCUGGGAUAAAGAUUUCUAAUUUAAUCAGAACUGCUCAAUCUAAAAAAGAGAACAAUGUCCUUCUAGUAUCGCAUCCAUUACCGUCAAACCAAUCAAGCGCCAUCGUUUUCAAUCUGAUAGAUUUUCAAUUUGUAAUUUUUAUCUUGUCCGACUUUGAGUACCAUAACUAUGUAGGCAACGUAGAAGCGGGAGACACGCUAUUCAAGCAUAGAAACUAAUGUUCAUAAAGCUCAAAUACAAUAACAAAAGUGGUCUUGUUCUAGAGAGCAGUAGUUGCAUGGAAUCUGUUUUAUUAUUCCUCGAUUUCAAUCUAAAAUAUGCGGAGAUCUGUGCAUGUAAAAUGUGUAACCAUAGUUUUGCGUUUAAAUGAUUUUGCUUAGGUUUUAAAUUUGUGCAGCAUUGUUCAAGCCAUAUCGAUUCUAAUUGUCUCGGUAAAUUCGUUAUAAAUAAUUCGUUUGUGCGUAAAAAUGUUUUUAUUUACAUAUGAGAGUAAUUUUUAAUGUUUUGUGUUUUUUAUUAUUUUUUUAAUUUAAUGUAAAAUGAUUAUCUUAAAAGAAUAUAGCUAAAUUUAUUUUAAA
This is a messenger RNA of Hermetia illucens (black soldier fly), 5608 nucleotides long. It is a transcript of the gene for, whose product is annotated as cGMP-dependent protein kinase, isozyme 2 forms cD4/T1/T3A/T3B. Gene Ontology annotation, molecular function: ATP binding; cGMP-dependent protein kinase activity. The transcript is spliced from 9 exons. Lineage: Eukaryota; Metazoa; Arthropoda; Insecta; Diptera; Stratiomyidae. Gene Ontology annotation, biological process: protein phosphorylation. Bases 1696 to 5049 code for a protein of 1117 amino acids. The record is from RefSeq and is a predicted model, not a curated record.